Messenger RNA from Penaeus chinensis, 1861 nucleotides. RefSeq lists its product as uncharacterized. The coding region runs from base 755 to 1861 and encodes 368 amino acids. NCBI's taxonomy places the organism in Eukaryota, Metazoa, Arthropoda, Malacostraca, Decapoda, Penaeidae. The transcript has 6 exons. The record is from RefSeq and is a predicted model, not a curated record. Gene Ontology annotation, molecular function: glucuronosyltransferase activity.
UGCGAGCAGACCGGCGGUCGUUCCUCCCUGCCAAUGAAUCUCUCAGUGGUCGUUGUUUGUGAGCAGCAUUUAUCCUUGGUACUUGGGUCUCCUGAAUAAGCGCAGCAGUGACUUACGUUUCCUCUAACGGCGUCUCGGUGAACGGCACGUUUAUUCUCGAAUGAUUCAGGUCGAUGAUGACGGCGGGAGUGCAUCUUACUGAACCCGUGCGUGUGAAUCCGUAGAUAUCGUCCCCCGUGCCAUCUUCCAUCAUGAAAAGAAUGGUGUGGAGAGUUUAAGAAAGGAUGAAAGUGUCAUGUGCUCAUCUACUGCCCUAGAAAAAUACGGAACGUUUUCUGUCCUUCUGAGAGGAACACAACAUUUCGCCAAAAAGACUCAUGCAGCUACCGAGCCGUAGGUACACCGAGGGAUCUCCGUACAGUUUCCAAAAGCUGCAAAGGAGGAGGUCGAAGAGUGCAGAAACGGGAGCGAAAAUCGGGAGCUCGGCCUGAGAGGCAGCCGCAGCCAGCAUGAAAGCAGCAGACAGUGUGCGGCACAUGCAGUCUCGGGGGUGAGUGCCAACCACGCUGACACGCCGUCUGCAGGUAGUGCCACGCAGCCUCCUGGUGCUACUUGGGACGCUGGCCUUCUAAAAUAAGAUACUUGUGUAGUGAAAAAAAAAAGAACGAAAGGUAAACAGUGGCAGAGCAUGAUAUUGAAAUUGACCAUCCCAAGCGCCGGACUUGAAUGUCAUUGACUGACUGGUGGCAACUGCAUGACAACCGGCUUGUGGGUCUCUCAGCAUCAAAGCCACGCGGGUCAAGCCAUCAACAUGGUGCAGAUGCUGUGCAAGGUGUGGGGCGUGGGCAUGUUCAGCAUCGUGGCGCUGACCACCAGCAACAUCCUGCUGACGCUGCGCCUGAUGCAGGGGCGCGACGACGGCUCGGGCGGCGGCGGCUGCGGGGGCAUCCCGCCCAUCCCCGACUCCGUCCCGCACUCGUGGACGGCGGCGCUCUCCUCCACCAACCACUCCGAGUACCUGGCCUUCCUCAGGGCCGCGGCCAUCAACACAGCCCCGGCGGCGCCCACCACCAAGGGCAGUCCCGCGGGGGAGGCGGAGCGGGCGGGCGCGGAGAAGAGCGGCCCGCCCCUGGUCGUGGUGGGCAGCGGGUUCAAGGUGGACGAGGCGCGCGGCCGCUGGGACGCCCGCCGCCGCUACAAGACGCACGACCACGUGUUCACCGGGCCGCACUACGGGCGCCUGACCCGGUCCUCGCCCGUGUGCCUCGCCACGCAGACGUCCGUCGACAGGCUCUUCUGGCUCACGCAGGUCGCCCGCUAUUGGUCGGCGCCGAUGUCCGUGGCCGUGUUCACCCCCGACGUGGAAUACGCCAUCGCCCGCGCCUACCUCAGCUACCUCGUCACCUGCUUCCCCUUCCUGGGUGAAAAAGUGAGCUUUCACUUCACCUACCCGAGAGAUCACCUGCCGAAGGACGUGCCCUUGGUUAUCAAUCACCUGGAAGACAGGUGCGACCAGCCUCUCGGGGUGCUGAAGGAGCUGCUCAAACACAGGGACUCGAGGAUGCUGUCGUGGAGGGAGAGGAUGCCGUACCCAAGAAACGUGAUGGAAAAAGUGGCCCCGGGAAGACAUGUGGCACAGAGUGGGUAUUUCUCGUGGAUGUGGAUAUCGUGCCCAUUCCAGGACUGUCUUACACCCUCUCGUCUUUUCUCACUUCAACGCCUGCCCUCAAGUGUAAAAAUUUCACUAAUGGUAAGUCUUCCAUUACUUGCAUUAAGUCCCAAUGCCCUUUAUAUGAAGCCCCCCAUAAACUUUUAUGCCUCAGUAAUCCAAACGACCUUGAAAACGGCGUCCAGCAGGUAA